CUAUCCAAAAAUACAACUGUUUAUCCAAAGUAAUAAUAUUAAAUGAAAUUCCGUCAAAGGAAGCAACAUUAAUUCCAAUCGAUAAUGAUGGGUAUACCCAAAAUCAUACAAUACAUAAGUUAAAUUAAAAUGCAAUAAAAUAAUUAUAUAAAAUUCUUACUUCGUUAAAAACACAAUUAAGUAAUCCCUAAAAGGGGAUUUUCUCCACAAGUAUAUCUGUAAUGAAACCAAAGCCAAACUAAACGAGCAGCAUCAUGUAUUGCACCAAAGAUUGCACCUGCAGCCUGUGCCGCGAGUUGCGAGGCUACAAGCCGAGUGGCAAGAAGACGGCUCCUUCCGCCCCCACUUUGCUCAGCAGGAUGCUGAAUGACAACUUCAUCCUGCGACGCCGGGGCAUCUCGCUCAAGAACUUCCAGCCGCAAUCGCUGAGGAACAGCGAGAUGUUGGCUCAGCAGAUGCCGGUGCCACGCCCCCCGCAAACGCCCUCGCCCACGCCCAUCGAGGAGCUGCCCGACUGGGCGACCGAGGACUCCUCGCCGGCGAAGAAGCCCAACCACAAGGUGGUCAUCUACUUCGGGGACUCGAUCCACCGCGGCCAGCAGUCGCCCCUGCCCUCGCCCAAGGAACUCCACUCGCAGCUGCUGCAGGAGAUGUCCCAGAAGCUGAGGAGCAGCGUCACGGAGCAGGGUCCACCGGAGGCGGGGGCGAAGGAGGAGAAGACCGCGCGCGAACCGGAGACACCGACGACAGCCCCGCCAGCGGAUGACGAACUGCCGCCCUACAUUGAGAGCGUGCAGAAUGGCGUAAUUAAUAUCAGAAUUGAAGGCAAUUACCGGCGAGCCAGUGCGCUGGUGGAAACGGUGGCAAAACCCACUCUGGCCGUCGUGGGUCCAACGAAACCCGAUGCAGCCGCCGGCGAUAAUGACGAUGGUGAUGAGGAUGAUGAUAGCGACGACCCUGGCCAAGAUGAGGCGGAGACGGAUUCGUGCGACUGGAGCUACGUUCAGGAGUGGCGGAGGGCCGCGAAACGACCCACUGGCAACUUGCCGCCCAACUUUGGCCAGCACCCGGCUCCCAGCCAGAUGACCGGUUUGCCCCCCGUGCCCCCGCCGCAGUUGCAGUCGCCACCCCAGCAGCAGCACAUACAAUCCCUCUCGCAGACGCCUCUGUCACCACAAAAGGGGCUGGCGGUGGCCAUGGCCACUCCGGCACCCCGAGUCUUCAAGGAGCUGGCCCAGCAGCCGAACAAGGGGAUCCCGCACAAGCUGGUGACCUCCUCCAGUGCCGGACAGGUGGCCUUAACAGGCCAAAUGCCCUCUCCAGUAUCCGCCUCGAAGGCUCUGAUUCCACAGCGGGCGGUGGCGGGUCCUGCUCGCCUGACCGUGCAGAGUACGCCCGUGAAAUCGCAGCCACCCCAACUGAGUGGGAGCCUGAGCCACAGCCAGAGCCAAGUAUCGCCCAGCCGAGCCACUCUGGGGAUCCCCACGCCGGCCAGGACCCACCAGCACGACCAGUUCCGGGCUCUGCAGCGGGUACAGGAGUGCCACAGUUCCUCGGACGAGAACCGCAGCUCCGGACACGCCAGCAUGUCGGACACCGGGGGCCACAGCUCUUCUCCUGCGGGCGGGAUGACCUUGGGUCCCCUGCCCGAGGAUCGCCUGGCGGCGGGAGUGACCAAUAGGAGCACGCGCUCACGGCGCCAUCGUGGCAUCAUGCCGGCUGGAAAGGCUCCUUGGAGUGGAACCGGACUGGAGGACAUCAAGCUGGCCAUGCUGACGCUGCGCUCCCAGACGAGCAGCAGCACCUACAGCAGCCUGAGCGCCGGAUCGGAGAGCUCAGAGCCUGCCCGCCGCCUGGGCAGGUACUCCUCCCUGGAGACGGUCGUGACCAGCACCAGUGCCGACGAGUUCGUGUGGGUGGACUCGCACAACCGGCUGGUGGAGCUGCAGCACCCGCCCUGGAGUCAGCCGUGCAUCCUGAGGGUCCUGCGGAACGGACGCUGCCAGCAGCAGGCGGAGCACCUGGCCGUGGAGGCGGUCUCCCGCUUGGGCUACCUGCUGCAGCGGGCGCUGGUGAGGAUCGCGCGCGAAAUCCAGCGUUUCUCGGCGGGAGUGGGCCUGUGCUCCAAGCAGGAGGUGGCCGGAGCCCUGCGGGUCGUGCUCAGCUCCUCGCUGGCGGACUCCUGCACGAAGGCGUGCCUCAGAGCCGCCGCCAUGUUCGCGGUUCCCGGCGAAAGCGCCCUCAAGCAGAGCAAGUCCGCCCGAGCGGGCCUCCAGUUGUCCGUGGGUCGCUUCUACCGCUGGAUGACGGAUGCCAGGCUGGGGAAAUUCAUCCACGAGUAUGCUGCCGUGUAUCUGUGCGCGGGAAUCGAGAAUCUCCUGGAGGAGAUUGCCCUGCAGUGCAAUGGAAGCACGGCGGCCGCCUUGGAUCAAAGUAUUGCCAGUUCCGGCGAUGUGUGGGGCCUGCUGCAACCGUUUGCCCACCUGAACGCCGGCAGAGUGGCUAGUGGAGCCCUGGCUCUGCCCAGAUGGGCCAGUGUGGCCAGUCUGGCCACCUGCGUGGGCAGUGUUAGGGAGCUGAAGGAGAAGGCCCUGCGCACCCAGCAGGAGUUCCAGUUGGCCGCCGCCCUCUCCGGAUCCGCUCUAGCGGCCCUCUUCUACUUUAUGCGCUGCUCCCAGCUGGAGCACACGGAACUUCUCGCGGCCUCGGGCUGCAAUUCUGGCCAGGCCCACGCAGCUCCUCCGGGGGCGGGAACCUCCUCCGCGGGCCACCACGUCCAGGAGUUGUGCUACGAGCGGGCCUACGUGGUGCUGCCUCCGCUGGCCGAGUGGUUGAGAGUGGCUGCUGCCCACGCCGAGCAUCGGAACGCCCUGAUGAUCGAUAAGGACGACGUGAUGCAGGCGGCCAGACUGCUCCUUCCCGGAGUGGACUGCCCCAUCAGGCCGGUGGCUCAUGACGAGGAGCUGCCCACGAAGAAGACGCACUUCAACAAUGCGCCCGCAGCCAGUUCUACGGGAACGGGAACAGGCAGCAGUAGCUGCAGUUCGCCGGUGGUCAGUGGAAUCGGGAUCGGAAUCGGAGAGGACACCUCCGAGCUGGGCAGGCGAGCCACCAUCGGAGUGGCCUUCAAGCUUCUUCUGACUGGUCGCGCGGAACUGUUGGCCCAGGCCGCCCAGCUUUUACCGCCGACCACGCGGUACGACACCCAAAACAGUGCCGGACUGACCGCCCUGAUGAUCGCCAGCAUCCGGAAUGACGAGGUGGCUCUGCACGCCCUGCUGGACGCUGGAUGCGAUCCCAACGUGGAGGUUCCGCCUGCCGGGAGCGCUGGCCACCCGGCCAUUCAGCCGGACACGCAGCACUGGACGGCACUAAGUUUCGCCGCCAGCAGGGCCAACUACGUGGCCCUGAGGAUCCUCUUGGAACGGGGCGGCAAGGUGGAAGGCGGGGCCAGGAGCAGCGAGGAGAAGUGCACUCUGACCCCCCUCCAGUUGGCCGCCGGCACGGGCAACCUGGAGAUCGUGGCCUUGCUGCUGGCCCACGGGGCCAAUGCCUUCCUGUCCACGCAGCAGAAGGAUUCACUGUGCUUCGCGGGAUCUGCGCAAAAGGGUUGCUUCUGCGCCAUUUCCGUGGCUGCUGCCCACGGACAUCGAUCGUGUCUCCGCAAACUCCUGACCCACCCCGUCUCACCCGGAACGCGAGAUGUACUCUCGCUGGAGGAGAUGCUGGCCGAGGGCGAUGUGGGUGGGGUGAGGGGAGGAGGAGCCGGUGGCCCCGGAGGAGCUGGGGGUCCCAGCAGUAGCAGUGGCAACAGCGAGGACUUGCUUCCGCUGCUCAACAAGACGCAGAUCAAGCGACUCCAGGAGGCCAUGUACCACAGUGCCGAGAACAACCACUUGGAUAUAACCAUUGAGCUGCGGAAACUAGGUGUUCCAUGGACUCUGCACUGCUGGAUGCACGCCCUUUCGGCGGCCCACGAUUUGCGACUGGAUGCGGUCAUAGAUCAGUUGCUCCAGGACUUCCUGCAGGUGUGUCCCGACGACUACAGCGCCCAGUUUGUGAGCGAGUGCCUGCCCCUGCUGUUCAACAUAUUCCGGAACAAGAACGAGGGCACCACCCUCCUGCUGGCGGACAUCUUCGCCACCUGCUUCGGCUGGGAGACACUGCCCCCGGUGAAGGAACAACCGCCGAUGCAGCCCGUCCAGGGAUCCCGCAUCGAUCCCAAGUUCGUAAACAAUCCGGAACUCAGCGAUGUGACCUUCAGAGUGGAGGGCAAGAUCUUCUACGGACACAAGAUCGUCCUGGUCACCGCUUCGCCGCGCUUCCAGAGCAUGCUGAGCUCAAAACUAAGCGAGGCCAGCUCCACGCCCACGGUCCAGAUCAACGACAUCCGCUACCACAUCUUCCAGCUGGUGAUGCAGUUCCUCUACUGCGGCGGCUGCAGCUCCUUGGACGUGGCCCACGGCGAUGUCCUGGAGCUGAUGGCAGCGGCCAGCUUCUUCCAGCUGGAGGGAUUGCUGCGCUACACGGAGGCACGGUGCUCGGAAAUGGUGGACGUGGACAAUGUGGUGGCCAUGUACAUUCACGCCAAGGUCUACAAUGCCUACCGCCUGCUGGAGUACUGCCAGUGCUUCCUGCUCCAGAACAUGGUGGCCCUGCUCACCUACGACGACUCCGUGAAGCGCCUGCUCUUCGCCAAGAAGAUCCCCAACCACGAUGUGCUCGCCGGAUUGCUGCAGACGCUCCAGAACCGUUUGAAGACCCGCAAACCCAACUCGGGCGGUGGCCUGGUCAACUCCUACCGGUCGCCCCCGGCCACGCCCGUCAAGAAGUGAAGGAGCCACGGCCCCACUUUCUCGACAGAAUCCAAUUCUUAUUUAUUGCAUUGUUUUUAAUUUAAUCUUUGAGCUUUUAUGUAUUAUAAUGAUUCCCCCGCCCGAUCCUGACGUCCUUCGCCCUGUCCUUAGUUGUAUUUUUGUAUUUUCAAUUUGUUCAGCGCACUGUUAACCUUUACGAACCCCAGGAUGGCCGAGCAGGCGGUCCUCUAGCUAUUAUUUUGUAGUUGAAAUUGUUUCUGCAUUAAAUGAAGAAAGUAAAAUUAUGUUCACCAA
Molecule: messenger RNA, 5111 nt
Organism: Drosophila subpulchrella
Lineage: Eukaryota; Metazoa; Arthropoda; Insecta; Diptera; Drosophilidae
Product: ankyrin repeat and BTB/POZ domain-containing protein 2
Exons: 7
Coding region: 255-4835 (1526 amino acids)
Molecular function (GO): protein heterodimerization activity
Source: RefSeq, a predicted model, not a curated record